Messenger RNA from Microthlaspi erraticum, 1431 nucleotides. Lineage: Eukaryota; Viridiplantae; Streptophyta; Magnoliopsida; Brassicales; Brassicaceae. The record is from the annotation of a GenBank genome assembly.
AUGAGGAAGCUGUGUCCGAACAUAGACAAAGACGAUGGUUUGGAGACGGUUUUGGAAGUUCCGAUACCGGAGGAGAUGUUUUCCGGUAUGGGUAACAACGCCGCGCUUAGGUGGCAGAAUAUGAUGACGUGGAUGAAAGCUCAAACCUCUGAUAAAUGGUCACAACCGAUUAUCGCCGCUCGUAUCAACGAGCUCCGUUUUCUUCUCUAUCUCGUUGGCUCUCCUCUUAUACCUCUACAGGUCCAAGUCGGCCACUCCGUUCAUAAGCCUGUCAAAGAUUCCUCCAUUCAAGCUUCGACGGCGAAAUAUAUAGUGCAGCAGUACAUAGCGGCAACGGGAGGACCGGCGGCGUUAAAUGCCGUGAACAGUAUGUGCGUCACCGGACAAGUGAAGAUGACGGCGUCGGAGUUUCAUCAGGGAGAUGAGUCCGGCACGAAUCUUAAGAGCAACGAUGAGAUGGGUGGUUUCGUUCUGUGGCAGAAGGAUCCAGAUCUUUGGUGUCUGGAGCUCGUCGUCUCCGGAUGUAAAGUCAUAUGUGGAAGCAACGGUCGGAUUUCAUGGCGACAUUCCUCGAACCAGCAAACGCCGGCGUCUACUGGAACGCCCAGACCUCUCCGUCGGUUUUUACAGGGGUUAGAUCCUCGAUCGACGGCGAAUCUGUUCCUUGACGCGACGUGCAUCGGAGAGAAGAUAAUCAACGGCGAGGAUUGCUUUAUCUUGAAACUGGAGACGAGUCCGGCGGUUCGAGAGGCUCAGAGCGGUCCGGAUUUCGAGAUCAUUCACCAUACUAUUUGGGGUUAUUUCAGCCAAAGAUCGGGGCUACUGAUUCAGUUCGAGGACUCGCGGCUUCUGAGAAUGCGGACGAAGGACGACGAUGACGUUUUCUGGGAGACUAGCGCCGAAUCGGUGAUGGAUGAUUACCGGUAUGUGGAUAAUGUGAACAUCGCUCACGGCGGGAAAACGUCUGUUACGGUUUUCCGGUACGGUGAAGCGUCGGCGAAUCAUCGGAGACAGAUGACGGAGAAAUGGCGGAUCGAAGAAGUUGAUUUCAAUGUUUGGGGUUUUUUUGGGUGUGGUCUUUUGGAGUUGGUUUCCGUUGAUGCCUUUGGUUUUUACCAUUUUUCUUCUGCGUCUUUUGUGGACUGUGGUGUACAAAGAUUGUGGAGAGGGCUGUUAUUAGAGCCAGAGGAAGGUCAUGGCUACUACGAAGGAUGCAGAAUCUGGAGGCGAGUUGAGCCAGAGGAAGGUCAUGGCUACUACGAAAGGCGUAGGCGUUCAAGCCAUUACGACCGUGAGGAGGAACAAGGUGGUGGUGACCAAAACCGUUAUAAUCAGUACGGUGACCGUUAUGAUCGAGGGGAGGAAGAAAAAUACCGUUAUGAUGAUCGUGAGUACAAGCGUUCAGAGCGUUCCAAGUCGCGUGAGUAUUGA